This is a messenger RNA of Theileria equi strain WA, 5950 nucleotides long. RefSeq lists its product as hypothetical. Lineage: Eukaryota; Apicomplexa; Aconoidasida; Piroplasmida; Theileriidae. Bases 1 to 5889 code for a protein of 1962 amino acids. The transcript has a single exon. The record is from RefSeq and is a predicted model, not a curated record.
AUGAAGACUCUGACGGUGCUCUGCCUACUAUUAUUUUGCAGGCUCUGCAUUAUUAGUGCUUUUGGUUCUUGCUUUGGUAGCUGCAACAAUAAAGGCAAAGAGAUCCAACAGAGUCCAGCACAAAGUGGAGAGCUCAGUGGUUUAGAAAAUAAUUUUGAUCAAGAUGAAGAUGAGGACGAUACUGAGCCUGCCCAGUCAAACCUGUCUAAUCGGCGGGAAGAGACGGAUGCACAAGCACGAGAAGAGACUGGCUCAAGAAGACAAUCAACUGAUACGUCUGCAGGUACAGGCCAAGUAACCCCUUCUGGCGAUGAUACUGUACCUUCUCAAGAUAAAUCCUCACAAGAUUCCACAGAGUCACGCGUGGAAUCAAAGAAAGACGUCCCUUCUGGACCUAUAAACGGAAAAGACCAUCUUCCAUCAAAACUUGAGACUGAAGAUGGUGAAAAAGAGGAUGAGAAAACGUAUACAAAAGAAGAGAUAGCUGAAUUCAAGAAACAUUUGACUAACCUUGCCUCGAAAGUCGAUAAGAACAUAUUCCAGGUAGAUGGUAUAAAGGAAGAUAACCUCUUUGCUCUUCAACUUACUCCUAAAGGUGAUAAGGUAACUCAUGUUACAUAUGAUAAGAAGCAGAUAUGGUCUGGUAAAGCGACGUUAGGUAAAUCUUCAAACCUGGUGGAGGCUAUAAUAUAUUUUUAUAAGGAGAAUCCAGCAUUAGUUACUAUCCAGACCAUUAAAGGAAGUACUAAAUCCACAGUUUAUAAAUUCAGUGACGCUAAUGGUUCCUGGCAUGAUUCCAAAGAGGAUGAGUUCAACAAGUUCUUGGAGAAUACUAAAAAACUUGUAGAUAAGUUUAAAGCUCAAGAAGCUGAGAAAGCUAUUCAAGAAGGAAAUGAUAAUGAAGAUGCUCAACAAGAGCCUACCAGCCAGAACACAUCCAGUCCAGCUGCUCAACCUACUUCUCUAUCUGAUCUCAAAUCCAAAGUGAAUACCUCCCUAUUCAAUGUUGAAGAGGGACAAGAGAAUGGCCUUAGAACUCUCAAGCUCACAGCCAAGGAGGGUAUUAAAGCUGAUAAGCUCACAUUCGGGGAUUUGACGCUAUGGCAGGCUCAGAAUGCUGGUGAUUCAUGUUCUAUGGCAAUCUUCUAUCUUGGAAAGGAGGGGCUUGUAGGUGCCUCUUACAGGUUCAAGAGAGCGAGUGAUAGUGUGACAGUGGAAGGUUACCGUCAAUUCUCUGGUGGAAAGUGGCUCCAAGUCCGUGGUGAUGUAUUCAGGAAAUUGAUAGGGAAGGAUGAUACCGUUACAAAUCAGGAAUCCAAGGAGACUACACCUACUCUUAAACCUACAGGUCCAUCAUCCUUUGAUGUGUCAAACCCAGAUGGUACUCAUACGGAUCUUACUAAGAAAACGUACUCUGGAAUCGAACAUAGACAAUACAUUGUGAAAGAGGGAUUUGCCAUAAGCUCAGUUUCGGAAAAGGGUACAGAGCUAUGGAAGGCUAAGGAAGAUAAUGAAAAGUGUGUCUCCAUUAACUUGUACUACAAGAGUGAUGAAUCCUUUCUAACUUUAUGGAUCCUUAGAGGAGAAUCUCUAGACAUUCAGCAUUUUGAAAGGGUGAAAGGCAAAUGGGAGACGAUAGGGCUUGAAGAAUAUAACAAAAAGUUGAAUGGAGUUCCUUCUACUCCACCUACUGAGACUCCUACUAGCUCUGACUCUGAAGAUCCUAAAGCAGCCGAACAGGAAACUACAACUGUGACAACAGAAGUUGAGACUUCAUCUACAUCAGCGCAAAGGAAUGAGGAUAAUGUGGAUGAACCAGAGAAUAAGGAGGAUGUAGAAGCUACAACAUCUCAAGCGGAUACUCAGCAAGUGCCCCCUCAAGUACCGGAUACUCCAGAAUCUAGAAUAUCUCAAAAGCCUGUAAAUUUCCCAAACGAUAAAACUCCGGAGCAAGUUAAAGACAAAGAGGUUCAGGAACUCAACAAGCCUGCCAGAGAUGUUUCCGGACGCAGCUCUGUUACCACUACUGGUUCAUCUCCCGAGGAUGCAGAGAAGCCACUCAGUUCACAAACUACUACCACACUUCCAAGGUCCAGAUACACAGAUCUUUCGAGCGUUCCUCAUACUUAUGGAAAGACUACUACCGAAGGUACUACUACUAUUACACAUACAACGGUUAAAUCUGUGCUAGAGAACAAAAAGGAAGCUCCGGAAGAGAAGCAAGAAGCCGCUUCUACUGAAGCUAGAGCUCACGAUUUUACUGGGAGAGUUUCUCAAUAUAGAAGUUCUGUUGGUCUCACUUCAUCUUUGCAACAAGAAAAGACAAAACUUCUGGAAAAUGAGAAAAAGGAAGAAAAUACUUGUACUUCACAUACCACAACUUUGCAUAAGAAAGCUGAGGAACAGACAAAGUACACGGUCCAGAAAUCUACCACAAGUGUUCAACAGAAGGAAUCAAGGCCUAAGUCAACGACCAGCCACAUCCAGAAUACUAGGAUCCCUAAUAGAUUGCCGUCAUACUACGAUCCUAGUAUUCUGGAUGUAGCUGGUCCAAAUGAAGUGAGGUUUAAUAUAUACAAGAGCGAGUUAGGUGUCAUGAAGUGUCAAGAGGUUUAUCCAAAAUGGGACCUUUCUAUAACGUCAGUAAUGUCUUCUGAAUCCUCUGUAUGGAAGAAAGAAUUCGAAGACGACAAAUGUAGGUUCAUAGAGUCAUACAAGGACGAUGUCUAUCACCUCCUCAACGUCUACAUUAGGAAUGGUAUAGAUGGUGGAUUUAGGCAUUAUCAGUUACAAGAUGGUGCUUGGACUGAGAUUAACGGGGAUACCUUUUCUAGCAUCAUGACGGAUAUGAAAAGUAGAUCUGGAUACAAACCUGGUGAACGCGUUGUUGAGAAGAAACUAGUAAAUGUCAAAGAAGAUGACGUUUCCACUAAUGAAAAAGAAACAGAGAAUGAAGAAUAUGAAGAUGAAGAGUCUACUGAACCUUCGCUAGGAGGCACUGAGGAGAAUGAACAGGAUGAGGAUAAUGAUUCAGACGAGGAAGUUGAGGACCAAGAGGAUGAUGAAGAUGAAGAGACGAAAACAAAGGCCGGGACGGCUGCUAAAGAAAUUACUGUGGUUACUACUACAGAGACCGUGUUCACUUCUACCAAUAAUGCUGGUAACGCUUUCAGAAAGACAACAGUUUCAGAGGAUAUACAAGUUGACGAUAAGAUGGCAGAAACUGCCAAUAUUACUACAAGGACAAAUGAAUUUAAUGGAAGACUUGUAAAUACCACCAAAACCGCUACAGGCGCUAAUGAAAAGGAGACAGUAGACACAGUUGCCGAGACCGAUGUUGCUGACAAGGCGGAUGUUCCUACUGCGAAAACUCAAUCUGUUCCUGGUACUUAUGCAGCUGAAGAAAGGGUCGUAUCUACUCCAACAAAUACAAACGGACUGAAUAGAGGCAACGUGGCUUCUACUACACCUACUAGGAAUCAUCGUACUUAUAGACGGGUUGUAGAUACUUCUACCACCACUGCAAAUGCGGAUUACACCAAUAGAACUAGCAUGACUACGACUACCAGAGAAGAUCGUUACGAUGAAACUGAAAGAAAGACCACUGAGACAACCCCAAGAUAUUCUGAGGGACGUAAAAGGUUGAAUGAUGCUUCUGAAGAUUCUGCUUCUGGUGGUGGUACUUCUACCCAUAGAUCUCCUAAAGUACAGAGUGGUUAUCCAUCUACUAGACUUCCUCAACAGCGACUUUAUGAUCAAUCCGGAUCUACUCGUUAUGGAACUGGUGUUUCUACCUCUACUACUAGAUCUGGUACUAAUUCUGCUGUUAGAGGACCACUUUACGGUGUUUCUGAAGAUGGUGUGCCAGGUUCUGAUACUGAUAAAUUACUGGCAAAGGCCCUGGAACGCACGGAUGAGACUAAGCAGCAUGUUUAUCAAACCGGCGAUGGUUAUACUGUAAAAUACGAGUAUAUAGAAGACAGUGCUCGUCUACCAGAACAAAGACAAAAGCCUGCCUUCACAAGAGCGUAUAGAGGAAGCUAUUCUGUGACUUUGCAGAAUCCACCACCUGUGGCUGCAACAUAUACAAUUAGGAACUAUGCACUUGGAAGAACGUCCAGAAAUUACCUUGAUCGAUUUGGAAGAUUUGUGCCAUCUUACACCUCUGCUUCUGCAAACGGAUUGUCUAGUAGAAGGCCUAGUACUGAUUCCAACGUCGGACGUCGUGUUGCAACAACAGAUCCGUCUGGUAAUAUUGUACACCGUUCAGAAUCCAGUGUACCAAGGAACUAUGGAGUUAAGCCUCCUCCAGUGGAACCUACAAGGCCAGGAACAAUUCCUAGGGUGACCAUCGAAAGGCGGACCAUCAGUAAGCCUUUAUCAGACGUUUUUAAUAAAAGGACUGUUGUAGUGGAUAAACCUGUCUCUCAGGAUGAAUUGGAUACAUCUCACGAUGCCAAGGACCAAAGGGGAAGAAUGAUUAAAGACAAAGAAUCUGACUAUAAUACAUCUGAGGAGCUUGAAGAAACCAUAAACUUUACUGGAAGCGAGCAAAACAAGCAAACGUUUACCAACACUAGACUUCCUCAACAGCGACUUUAUGAUCAAUCCGGAUCUACUCGUUAUGGAACUGGUGUUUCUACCUCUACUACUAGAUCUGGAAGACCUCAAGCUCCUGUCGCUACAACUAGAAGUAAUGAUGUUACUGAAGACCUUGUCUCGACGUCUUCAUGGCUCUCUUCUUUCGACCACCACAGCGCAUUUAACGACACAGGCAAAGCACGUUUAGACAGUUAUAAUGCUCCAUCACAAUCAUCUUACAAACAAGUUAAAACUUCUCAUCUAAGGUCUUCACCUCCGAAGCCCAGAGGAGCUCCAACUUGGACAUCUGAAGAGAAAGAGACCACUGUUUUUGGGCCUACUGCACAUGUAGAAGGCCAUGAGGCUUUACCAGAGGCUCCAGUGAAGGAAGAGUCUAAGCAAGAUGCCCCUGAACUUCCCACUGAAGAUGAAGAAGAGGAUGAUGAGGAAGAAGCAGAAGUUGAGAAGGUAGAAGACUCCCCUGUAGAGGAUGUUCAUGAAGGGGAUGAGGAACCGAAAGCUUCUGAAUCUACACCCAGUACUGAGGAGGUGACCCAUGAUCAGCCAGAGCCCGAACCAGCUACAGAAGAGGAAGAAGAUGACGUUUCCACUAAUGAAAAAGAAACAGAGAAUGAAGAAUAUGAAGAUGAAGACGACGACAACGAAGCUGAGGAGAAUGAACAGGAUGAAUACGAAGAUGAGGAUAAUGAUUCAGACGAGGAAGAUGAAGAACCAGAGAAUACUGAAGAGAAUGAGGUAAAGGAUAAUGAACCAGAAGAACCUAAUGAGGAAGCUCCUACAGAAUCUCCUGAAGAUGUUCAACCUGAGAAGGGACCAGAAGAAGAAUCUGGAGAUGUAGGACCUUCCGAGUCUGAACCCAGUGACCCUAAUGUACCAGAGACUCUUGUAGAAGAACUACAGCCAGAAGUUGCUCCUGCAGAAUCUCCAGAGGAUUCUGAAAAUGACAAGCCGGAGCUAGACGAUAAAGUAGAGUCUGGAGAUGACGAGGACGAUGAUGAAGAAGACGACGAAGACAACGAAUCUGAGGCUGGAGAUGAUGAUAGUGACUCAGACGAGGAAGACGAUGAUGAGGAUGAAUAUGAUGAACCAGAGAACCUGAAAACACAUCAGGAUGAUUCGGAACAGUCUGGACUCGAUACAUUGACUAGUGGAGGUUCGGAAACGAAUAGUGACAACUUUUCUAGCGCCCACAAUUCCAUUACCGAAAUGGAUGAUUUUUUAAAAGAAGAUACAGACUACACACUCACAAAUCAUGGCAAGAAUUCCCUUAGAGCCAAUCGUCUAUGAUAGCUUUGGGACCUAUAGCCAUUAACACACUCUUGAAACCAGAAAAUGAAAGGAUAUUUUU